CCAUCACAAACAAAAUUUUAAUUUUCACUCCUUUACUACAAUUUUCAUCAUCAUGGCUACUAUUUCACUCAAACAUAACAACCCAAAAGUAAACAACAUUCAUCAACAAAAGGGUCACAUCAUAAUUGAAGAAAUUGAAGGACUCAUAAGAGUUCACAAAGAUGGUCAUGUAGAAAGACCACAAAUUGUUCCCAAUGUCUCAUGCAAAGUUCCAUCCGAAAAUGGUGUAACUUCAAGAGAUGUUACAAUCAAUAGAGACACAAAUCUAUUUGCACGUGUUUAUGUUCCAUCAUCAAUAUUAUUAUUAACCUCUCAUAAUAAUAAUAAUAAUAAUAAUAAGCUUCCUUUGCUUGUUUAUUUCCAUGGUGGUGGAUUUUGUGUUGGUUCUACUUCUUGGAUUUGUUACCAUGAGUUCUUAAACAACCUUGCUAUCAAAGCAAAUUGUGUCAUUCUCUCGGUUGAUUAUCGUUUAGCUCCUGAAAAUCGUCUUCCUUUGGCUUAUGAUGAUGGUUUCAACGCUCUCAUGUGGAUCAAACACGAAGCUUUAAAUGGUACAUUAUACAAUGGAGGGAGCAAUAAGCAAAAUUGGUGGUUAAGUCAUUGCAACAUGAAGCUUUUUCUAAGUGGUGAUAGUGCUGGUGCUAAUAUAGCUUAUAAUGUAGCAACACGUUUAGCAUCAUCAAACAUUAAUUCAUCAUGUUUGAAUCCAUUUUGUCUAAAAGGUGUUAUUUUGAUUCAACCCUUUUUUGGAGGAGAAGAAAGGACUUUUUCAGAGAAGCACUUUCAACAACCACAAAAUUCAGCACUUACUUUAUCAAUUUCUGAUACUUAUUGGCGUUUAUCACUUCCUCUUGAAGCUACAAUUACACGUGAUCAUCCUUAUUGUAACCCUCUUGCAAAUGGAAUUGUUAAUAAGUUGAGAGAUUUGAAGCUUCCAUCUAUAAUGGUUUGUGUUUCAGAAUUGGAUAUACUAAAAGAUAGAAACUUGGAAUUCUCAAAUGCUUUGGUAAAAGCAGGGAAAAAAGUUGAAACUUUUGUGUAUAAAGGUGUUGGACAUGCAUUUCAAGUGUUGAAUAAUUAUCAACUUUCUCAUUAUAGGACACAAGAAAUGAUGUCUCAUAUCAAGAACUUCAUGAACUAGAAUUUUUUUUUUUUUUUACUUGUGCAUUGUUCAGAGUAAUGAUAUCGAUUUAGUGAUUAUUUUAUGAAAGUGUAAUGUGAACGGACUAA
Messenger RNA from Cicer arietinum (chickpea), 1230 nucleotides. Its product is annotated as probable carboxylesterase 17. NCBI's taxonomy places the organism in Eukaryota, Viridiplantae, Streptophyta, Magnoliopsida, Fabales, Fabaceae. The record is from RefSeq and is a predicted model, not a curated record. Gene Ontology annotation, molecular function: hydrolase activity.